This is a messenger RNA of Patella vulgata (common limpet), 3323 nucleotides long. RefSeq names its product leukocyte elastase inhibitor. The coding region runs from base 277 to 1548 and encodes 423 amino acids. The transcript has 2 exons. The record is from RefSeq and is a predicted model, not a curated record. Gene Ontology annotation, molecular function: serine-type endopeptidase inhibitor activity. Lineage: Eukaryota; Metazoa; Mollusca; Gastropoda; Patellidae.
UUACGUCAUGAUUCUACUCACACUACCUUUGUUUUCGGGACUGGCAGAACUGUGACAGGACUGAAUUCCGUGUCACUCGAUUGCAAUUCGGAACGUUCUGGACUGACAAUCGAGCAUCCCCAAUGUAUUUAUAAAAGAACCAUAACUCUUGCCAAUUAAAGGGAAGAUAACUCUAAAGGUGGUACUGGUGAAGAAUGUAAAUAAAACAACAAUAAACAAACAUUUCAAGGAUUAGUAUUACUACUGUUUACUGGUACAUCAUACGCUGAAGAUAGUAUGUUUUUAUGUUUAGCCAAACCAAUCACCCAAAUAAGAGUACCAGCAAUAUCAGCAAUAAUUCUGUAUAUCUACUUUCUUAUAAAUUCAAAAACCAAAGCUGAAGAACUAGGAGUAAUGGCCCAAUUAACUCAAAGUAACAUGAAGUUUGGUCUGGAUAUCCUGAAAACAAUAGCUUCCAGUAAACCAACUGAAAAUAUUUUUGUCUCACCUUUAAGUAUUCAGACUGCCAUGGCCAUGCUACAUCUUGGUACCAGGAAUAAUUCUAAAGCAGAAGUAGAGAAGGUUUUAUAUUUUGAUUUUGAUUCUGUUCAUGGUUCUCUAGGAGAAUAUUUACAAAUAUUGAAUCAAAAACAAUCAUCAUAUGCCUUGUCUUCAGCUAAUCAAGUUUUUAUUAAUAAUAAAUAUAAAUUUCUAGAAGAAUAUCUUCAGACAUUACAAGCUACAUACAAGGCUGAAGCUCAAACCUGUGAUUUUAUUAGCAAUGCUGAAGGAGAGAAAGAUAAAAUAAAUAAAUGGGUGGAAGGAGAAACCAAUUCUAAAAUAAAAGAUUUAAUUCCGUCUGGUAUGUUGAAUCCACUGACUGCCAUGGUUUUAGUUAAUGCUAUCUAUUUUAAAGGCAACUGGGAAAAUCAGUUUGAAGUUGAAGACACACAAUCUGAAGAAUUUUACAUUGAUCCCUCGUCACAUGUAGAUGUUCAGAUGAUGAAAAUGAAAAUGAAGUUUAAAUUCGGACAGAGUGACGACCUCAGUUGUAGCAUUCUUGAGUUACCUUACGUAAAGAAAGACUUGAGUAUGGUUCUUUUACUGCCCCAGAAGAUUGAUGGUGUGGCGUCAUUGGUGAAUAAUUUAACACCCAGUAACCUGAACAAAUUAAUGAAAGAAAUGAAGGAAGUUAAAGUGGACAUUGCUCUACCUAAAUUUAAACUUGAAGCGGAUUUAAACCUGAAAGAAGUUCUGAUAAAUCUGGGUUUAUCUGAUAUAUUUGUUGUAAGUAAAGCUGAUCUGUCAGGAAUUGAUGGCACCAGAGAGCUGUAUGUAUCUGAUGCCAUUCACAAAGCUUUUAUAGAAGUUAAUGAAGAAGGUACUGAAGCUGCUGCUGCUACUGCUGUGACUAUAAUGAAACGAUCUUUAGUAAUGAUACCACAAUUCCGGGCCGAUCAUCCUUUUCUCUUCUUCAUUAAAGACAACAGAAGUGAUAUGAUUCUAUUUUGGGGAAAACUACAAAAGCCAGCGGGUUCAGUUGUUAAUACACCACAUCAAGAACUCUGAAGUUAUCAUAAUAGAUUUACAAUACAAACUUUGUUGGUGAAUACUGAAAAAUUAAAACACAUCAGGAACUCUGAAGUUAUCACAAUAUACUUAUAAUACAAAAUUGUGAUGGUGAAUACUGAAAAAUAAAUUAUUUAUUGGUCUAGAUGUGCACUUUGUAGUAAAUUGAAUUAUCUGUGAGUUAAUUUGAAUAAAAUUAAAUAAUAAUUAAAUAAUACAUAUUGAUGGGUAAAUUAAAUCUUGUUUGAUAUCAAAUAAAAUAUGUCAGUAAUGCUGGUUAAAAUAAGAAAUCAACUGGAAGAGACUCUUUUUUUUAAAGAUAUUGACUUGUUUGAUUUAUAAAAAAACCAUAUUAGCUAUAUCCACUACAUAUGUAUUUACUGGUUUUUGUUUAAGCUUAAGUUUAGACAAGGGUUUAGAUUUUAGAAUACUAUUAAAAUUUUAAUUCUGUGGUUCCUGAUAAUGAUCAUUAUUAACUAUAUUCAAAUCUAGCUGAUACAUUUACCAAAGGGUAAACCAGGGGGUUACGGGUAUACUCUAUGUUGACAGAAUGUCUGACAUGGUUUCACCUUGUCAUUGGUGCAAGAGACAGCAUCUAGUUAUUCUGAAAGACCAAGCUCUCAUCCAUGUACAAAUUAAUGUGCACAUAAAAGAACCUUUAAUAAUUGGAAUUAGAAAUAGGAAUAGACGGUAGAGUAGCUGUUCAGGCAAACAAUUUCUCAUAGCACAAUGCAUGGUUUACUCCUGUCUUCAUUAGCCCAGUUGGUGCAGAAAAGUAAUAAACCCCAUUUCAUUUACUAAAAAUAUUCAGCUGUAACUAAUACAUGCAUAAUGAUAACUGACUUUCAAUACCUGUACAGCUUAUUUUAUGUUCCUGAAAUUUCAGUCAACUUAACUAUUGUAAAUACUAGACUAAUGAUAUUCCACGAUCGUCCAUGAAAGGACUGUAUGGACGUGUGGCGCCCCAAUACAAGUGAGAAUCCACUGAUUGGAUGACAAUGUGACAGUGGCUGUCCUUGUAAUAGUCUCAAAAAGAGUCUAUGCACAUGCUGUCACCUGUCACUCAAAACAGCUAGCUUGUAAUUCCAACAUCUCGAAAUCCACAGUUGUUGUAAAUGACACUAUUUUUAUUAUAAUUGUUUUAUUAAUUUUCAUCAACACACCAUGGCUGGAAACCAGCCCUGCAAGUUACCUGUCCCAUCCCUACACCUGCCAAACAUUAUAAAUUCCAAUACACCCUGGGGGUUGGGAUGGCCUAGUGGUCUAGAGUGUCACGCUUCGACCUCUAGUUGGCCGGUCACCUCUGGCUUGCGGCUGUGGUUUCGAUCCCAGGUGUGAGCGUAUGUGGCUUGGAGAUAGGGGCGCCUUCUCAACCUCGUGGGUUUACUCCGGGUACUCCGGUUUCCUCCCAUAGCAAAGACCCCUGCGCGUGCGCUAAGAUCAUUAAAAUGAACUUGUCUGCGAUAUCACCUUCGGUGGAAGCGGACGUUAAACGCUAAGAACAACGAUAAUUUAAUCAUCUGUUAUUUAUUUCUUGGUUUGUUUUGUUGUUUUUGUUUGAGAGGGGGUGGGUCUAUGAAUGAAUAAAAUCUGUGAUGUUUAUUGACCAUAUAAUAUGCAUAAUGCAAUAGGUAAGAAAAUAUUGUAAUAUUUCUUUUUGAUACAUAUUUGUCCACAGAAUCAAGAAAAAAACACUAUUUUAUGUAUAUGUAUCUAUUUAUAUUUAUGUAUCUAUUUUCCUAUUAUAAAAAUAAAAAUAUAAGUUAGAUUAUUAA